GUGGCGAGAGGGGACAAAAGACUUUCGUCCGGGGGGCGGUUUUGCGGCUGGGGAGAUGGAGGACCGGGGUCUGCAAGGGAUGAAGCCCUACCUGGAGAAGCUCACCCUCGGGGUGACCCGCCUCCUGGAAACCUCUCCAGGAGUUACAGAAGUGAUGUUUGUAGAAAAAGAACCGGCCGAGCGACACGCAAUUGUCUCCUGGGAACAGAAAAACGCCUGCGUCCUACCCGAAGAUCUGAAGAACUUCUACCUCAUGACAGACGGUUUCCGAAUGACGUGGAAUGUCAAGUUUGAUGAUAACCCGGUUUCCCUGGGCUGCAUGACGAUUAACAGCAUCUCCAAGCUGAACCGUCUCAGCGUUUCACCGGUGUACUCUUUGCCCAGUGCGCCAACCCUGGCUGACCUGGAAGACUCCGACGAGGAGGAAGGUAACAAGGAACAACCGAAGAGGCCUCACCUGGACACCCGGUGUCUGAUAUUCGAAUUAGACUCCUGUGCCGGCAACGGGAAAGUCUGCCUCGUCUACAAGAACACCAAACCGGAUGUGGAACAUAUCCAACAUAUCUUCCUCCGGCUCUCCAUGACAACAACCCUGUGAGGUAGGUUGGACUGAGCAGGUGACUGGCUUAAGGUUACCCAGCCAAUACUCAUGUCUAAGGAAGGACUAGAAUUCACAAUCUCCUGGUGAUUGGCCUAAAGUCACCCAUCCGGAUUUCACGCCUAAAGGAGAACUAGAACUCACUGUCCCCUGGUGAUUGGCCUAAAGUCACCCAUUUGGAUUUCACGCCUAAAGCAGGACUAGAACUCACUCUCUCCUGGUGAUUAGCUCAAAGUCACCCAUCCGGAUUUCAUGCCUAAGGCAGAACUAGAACUCACUCUCUCCUGGUGAUUGGCCUAAAGUCACCCAUCCAGAUUUCAUGCCUACGAUGGAACUAGAACUCACUGUCCCCUGGUGAUUGGCCUAAAGUCACCCAUCCCGAUAUCACGCCUAAAGCAGGACUAGAACUCACUCUCUCCUGGUGAUUGGGCUAAAGUCACCCAUCCGGAUUUCGCACCUAAAGCAGGACUAGAACUCACUGUCUCCUGGUGAUUGGCCUAAAGAGCCUUGGUAGUACAGUGGUCUAAAGCACCCUGUUAUUAAGACCAGCUGCCUGCAAUUACUGCAGGUUCGAAUCUCGCCAAGGCUCAAGGUUGACUCAGCCUUCCAUCCUUUCUAAGGUAGGUAAAUUGAGGACCCAGUUUGUGGGGGCAAUAAGCUGACUUUGUAUAAAUAUACAAAAAGUAUGAAGGCUAUUGCUUAACGCAUUGUAAGCCGCCCUGAGUCUCCGGAGAAGGGCAGCAUAUAAAUCAAAUUAAAAAAAAAAAAGUUACUCAUCCGGAUUUCACGCCUAAAGCAGGACUAGAACUCACUCUGUCCUGGUGAUUAGCCCAAAGUCACCCAUCUAGAUUUCAUGCCUAAGGUGGAACUAGAACUCACUGUCUCCUGGUGAUCGGCCUAAAGUUACUCAUCCGGAUUUCACGCCUAAAGCAGGACUAGAACUCGCUCUCUCCUGGUGAUUAGCCCAAAGUCAGCCAUCUAGAUUUCAUGCCUAAAAUGGAACUAGAACUCACUGUCUCCUAGGGAGAUUUUUCACCCCCAACGAACUGAACCACAGUUAACUCAGCCAAUUUGUUGUGGCCUGUUGACCGCUGGCCCCUCCAGCAGCCGAAUCAGAGGAGGAGGAGGAGGCGUGGGAGUCAGGAUCUGCAUCCAGGCAACCUGAGAGCUCCGAGGAGGAAGAGGGAAUGGAGCUGGCAGAGAGAGACAGAGGAGGAGCCUGGGCCAUCCGUCAGCCCUCAGAUGGAGACUCAACAGCCCCCAGGUCUGGAGGUGGCUGAUGAGGAAGAGGAGGAACAGCUGGGUCCAGUGCCUGAAGCACGGAUGCUCAGAACGCAGAGAGGAGAGGAGAGCAGUGGAAAUCUAUGGACCAGUCCUUGGGAUGGAAGAGCCACUGCUGCAAGUGAAGCCCCUUCCUAGCUCUGGGGAUAAAAGGCAGGGGGCGGAGAUGAAUAGAUGUGGCAGACAACGAUUCAUCUCCCCUGCCGGACAGACUUGUUAGCCUGCAGUGAAAGAGAAACUUUUUGCUGGGGCUGUCGGCUCUCCUAAUAAAGGAAUCAUUGAU
Molecule: messenger RNA, 2162 nt
Organism: Pantherophis guttatus
Lineage: Eukaryota; Metazoa; Chordata; Lepidosauria; Squamata; Colubridae
Source: RefSeq, a predicted model, not a curated record